GUAUCCACUUUGGAUCAUUUUUGAAGCUGAAUUCAGAACAAUCUUAAGGUGUUUAACAUUAACUGCUAUAAAGCUAAAGCUUUUUUUGGAAAUUUGAACCUAACCUGUACUGCACACAAGAUGAAAAUGUGGUUGCCGGUCAGUCACCUUGUGAUAAUAUCUUUUACAACCUGUCUGUCAGAGUUCACCUGGCACAGAAGGUAUGGCCAUGGAGUUUCAGAGGAAGAUAAAGGAUUUGGACCGAUCUUUGAAGAGCAGCCGAUUAAUACCAUUUACCCAGAGGAAUCGCCUGAAGGGAAAGUGUCGCUGAACUGCAGGGCCCGAGGCAGCCCUCUCCCAGCUCACAAGUGGAGAAUGAAUAAUGGUGAUAUUGAUCUGACCAGUGAUCGGUACAGUAUGGUAGGAGGAAACCUUGUUAUCAACAACCCUGACAAGCAGAAAGACGCUGGAGUCUACUACUGUUUAGCAUCCAAUAACUACGGGAUGGUCAGAAGCACCGAAGCCACCCUGAGUUUUGGAUAUCUCGAUCCUUUCCCACCUGAGGAGCGCCCUGAGGUCAGAGUGAAGGAGGGGAAAGGAAUGGUGCUUCUCUGUGACCCUCCGUACCAUUUUCCAGAUGACCUUAGCUACCGCUGGCUUCUAAAUGAAUUUCCUGUGUUUAUCACAAUGGAUAAACGAAGAUUUGUGUCUCAGACGAACGGCAAUCUCUACAUUGCAAAUGUGGAGGCGUCUGAUAGAGGCAAUUAUUCCUGCUUUGUAUCCAGUCCUUCUAUUACAAAGAGUGUGUUCAGCAAAUUUAUCCCACUCAUUCCGCUACCUGAGCGAACAACGAAACCAUACCCUGCUGAUAUUGUGGUUCAGUUCAAGGAUAUAUAUGCACUGAUGGGCCAAAAUGUGACGUUGGAGUGUUUUGCGCUGGGCAAUCCUGUUCCCGACAUCCGGUGGCGGAAGGUUCUAGAGCCAAUGCCGAGCACUGCUGAGAUCAGCAGCUCCGGGGCUGUCCUCAAGAUCUUCAACAUUCAGCUGGAAGAUGAAGGUACCUAUGAAUGUGAGGCUGAGAACAUUAGAGGAAAGGAUAAACACCAGGCAAGAAUUUAUGUUCAAGCAUUUCCUGAGUGGGUGGAACAUAUCAAUGACACAGAGGUGGACAUAGGCAGUGACCUCUACUGGCCUUGUGUGGCCACAGGGAAGCCCAUCCCUACAAUCCGAUGGCUGAAAAAUGGAUACGCGUAUCACAAGGGGGAGCUGAGACUGUAUGAAGUGACUUUUGAAAAUGCCGGCAUGUAUCAGUGCAUAGCCGAGAACACACACGGCGCCAUCUACGCCAACGCGGAGCUGAAGAUCUUGGCAUUGGCUCCAACUUUUGAAAUGAAUCCUAUGAAGAAAAAGACCCUGGCCGCUAAAGGAGGGAGGGUUCUAAUCGAAUGCAAACCUAAAGCGGCCCCUAAGCCAAAAUUUUCGUGGAGUAAAGGGACCGAGUGGCUUGUCAACAGCAGCAGAAUCCUCGUUUGGGAAGAUGGCAGCCUGGAGAUCAGUAACAUUACAAGGAGUGACGGAGGCGUCUACACGUGCUUCGCUGACAAUAAUAAAGGGAGGGCGAAUAGCACUGGGACUCUGGUCAUCACAGAUCCCACGCGGAUUAUCCUGGCCCCAAUCAAUGCCGACAUCACCGUGGGAGAAAAUGCCACCAUGCAGUGCGCUGCCUCGUUUGAUCCCACCCUGGACCUCACGUUCAUCUGGUCCUUCAAUGGCUAUGUGAUCGAUUUUAACAAAGAGAACACUCACUACCAGCGGAAUUUCAUGCUGGAUUCCAAUGGGGAACUGCUCAUCCGAAAUGCCCAGCUGAAACAUGCUGGGAGGUACACGUGCACUGCUCAGACAAUUGUGGAUAAUUCCUCAGCCUCAGCUGACCUUGUUGUGCGAGGUAAAAACAGAAAAGAUGGAGAGAAAAACAUGAUGGAUCCUUUUCUCCCCGUCUGUGCCAGCCUGCCUCCGGCCUGGUGAUCGCUGACACUCACCAUUUGUGUGAAAGCUUUUUUUUUUUUAACAUAUUAUACUAGAUUUUACUAAUUUACUCAAUCUCGUAGCUUCUGCAGUUUUUCCCCUCCAUUUAGUUCCUAGAGAAUUUUUUUCCUUUUGAAACAUCUAAGCAUACUUUGAACAGGAAAAUAUUUAAAUCUAUGAUUAGACAGCUUCACUAAUAUCUGAGAAUUGGCCCAUGGACUAACCUUGUAUGUCACAUAAUGACCAAGUGAAGUUUUGUUUUCAUGCCCUGUUUUUCUUUGGAGUUAUAUAUCUUAGAAAUUAGCUCAUUAUCAGAAAAAAGAAUGAAGAACUGGUGAAUUAUAAUUCAGGAGUUUUGCCAGUGAAUGAAUUGUUUGAUUUGCCCAGGCAGGUUAAGAACCACGUGGUCAGAUUCACUAAUGAGCCCCUGGAUUGGGGCGUCAGCUAAGGGACGUUGCUCCAGCGGCCUUUCGUACCCUGGUGCACUACGUUCUUUGGCAAGAGAACAUGAAAGCAGCGAUAGGUAACUGAAGACUGCCCUCGGCUCUGUGGGGUUUUGGAACAGUUUCUGGGGUUAGGAAGCGAAAAUGGAUUGCCCGUGGAGACGAUUGGCAGGCAUCUCAGUAGCAGGAUUUAAGUGCAGAUGACUAAGCCAUUCACAGAAUGCAUGCGUAUUUAAUUUUAUUAACUCCUUUCAUCGGCCUUUUUAGAUCUUUUGGGAGGAAGGUUGAGACUUUUAUUGGAAGGACUUGGGCAAAAGUGAAGGAUUAGAAUUGAAGUAUGUGUAAUUCUUCCUAGAAUUGCUUAGAUAUUUUUUUAAGGCAAGUUCCUUUUCAGAGUGAGCACUUCUUUUUCUGGAGUUGCCACAGUGUCUUGUUGUUUGUGUUUGACAAGCUAUUUUUGAUUUAAUGCUUUUUCAUGUGCCUUUUUUUAAAAUUGUUCUAUUUUUAUGGAAGUACGAUUGAUAAGCAAGGUUGUGUUGGUUUCAAAUACACAGCACAGUGGUCCAACGGCCACCAUAUCAUACCCCCUCCAGCGCAGGCACUGUCAACAUAGAAGGGUGUCACAGAAUCAGUGACUGUAUUCUCCCCGCUGGACUGCCAUCCCCAUGACCAGCUUAUAUUAUGAUUGAGAAUUUUUGUGCACAUUUACCCCCUUGCCCUCCCUCCCUCCCUACCCAGCCCCUCUCCCAUGGCAACCACCAGUGAAUUGCUUAAAUUUCAUUGUUCAAAAAUACUUUUCUUUAUUCCAUUUGGUCAAAGAGACAUGCUUAAAAUUCUUGUUUCUAAACAAGAAAUAGUUUUGCUCUUCUCACACAGGUUUAUGUUUAGGGAUGGGCUAUUGUAUGGACUUCUCCUUAGUGACUCCAACUCUGUCUGUGUUUGGAAGAACUCUCAGGAAAGCUUUGAGGGGUGUGGAAUGACUCAGAUACACCUGCAGUUUUCUUUUCAAAGUAAUUUACUAAUCAUCUUAAAGGAGUAAAUUUCUCUGGCUCAGUUUAUUACCAUCUUUUUUAUUUUUAUUUUUUAUUUUCUAGUCUCAAUUACUGUCACAGAAAGAACUCUCUUAGAAUACAGAUGACAGAUCCAGGUGAAUUUCUAUUUAAAAUUAGAUACUUAAAAUUAGCUCGAGAUCCUCCUGUAUCUAUAAACAUCACCAUGGAGAUAUGUGGAUGGAUCAUCAUGUGGACAUCUUCUCACACGGUCCGUAAUUGGGAGCGCACCACCAAGACCAGAUGGGAAUAUAUGUUUUGAAAAGAAAGAAUAAAAAUUAAAAAGAAACCACAUGACAAGUGUGACUGGUACCAGAAAAGGAGGACUCUUCUUGUUUAUAUAAACUGUUUAUAUAAUCCUGCAGAGGAGUUAGACAGUCAUUUACUUCGCUUUAGCCUCAUUCCCAUUUCUAAGGGUGAUGUUUUGAUAAAAAGUUCACUUUUAUCAAUGUUGAAGGUUAAAAACUACCAUACUCCUAUUAAAUGGUAAAGAUAUUUAAAACUCUUUUUCAUCUUGAUACAGCUUUAAGCAUUGACAAGACCCCAUACAUUGAUUUAUGUUUCAUCCCGUUAAAGUAGGGCCAUUGCAUUAACUAAUGUUCAGAGUACAAUCAAACCUGUAGUAAUAGAAGGACUUUACUUGACAUAUUUCGGUAAAGAAGCAGCCACUUGCCUUAAUAUAACUGAUAUUUUUUCAGCAAUGUUAUUUUAAGAUCAGUUUAUUUUAAAAGAGAUGAUGUCUUGUUUGGAAAAGUUGUUUGUUUCCUUAACAUUCAAACUUUUUAAUUAAAAUUUGCUAUUUUGGUAAAAAUAAACAGUGAACCACAGACUGUCAGUACGUGGUACUUUGCUUUAACCACCUCUGGGGAGUUGCAGGUGGAACCAGAAUGACACCGGAAGUCUUGCCCGCCUACGUGAGUUCUGAAACAGCACGGUUUACAUUAAGUGGGGUGAGGAGUGGAGUCCCGAGGUGAUCAGUAAGUUUCUGGGUCCAGUUGUUGAAACGCUAGUCGGUGUUUAAGAAGAAGAAAGUACAUUAGGGUUACUGCCUAAGAAUUGUUCCCAAAUCAAGUGAUGCUAGAGUGUAGCCACAGCUUCUGUGCAUCCUCUUUAAUUCUACAGGGUCCCAGUUUCCCAUCUUCUGUCCCAUUUGACUUAGGAAAUGGGCCUCCAUUACUGACUGAGAAAACAUGGCCAGCUUACAAUGUGUGAAUACUCACUUCGAAAGUAUUUUUUCCAGCUAUUUUUCCUUGAAUGUCUAAACUCUUCUUGGUUGACAGUGACUACAUUCCUAAAGAAGAUGACAGAACUGAUAAAUAAUUGUACUUUUUCUGCUCAUUUUCCCUCGAUUACUUAACAUAUCAUUUAAAAGAGCAUCUGUAUUUUAUUCAUAUGUAAAAUUUUUUUCCCCAAAGAUGCUAGUAAAAUUCAGGAAAGAUUGACAAGUGCCUUUAUGUGAUUAAGAAAGUCAGUCUUAUUUGUAAGUGGCUGAUAUGGGUAUUUUUAUCUGAGUUAACAGAUCAGACAAAGACUUAAAAGCUAUUGUUAAUAUAUUACAGUUUUUGUCAUUUUUUUUCCAAAAUACGCACUUGUGCCCAAGUAAGUCACAUUCACCCCAACAAGAAAGAUCACUAAAGGGAAACAGUCAAUGCCGGUUUCUUAAAGACGUAAGCACAGGUCUGCUAUGUUGGACUUUGUAAAUACCCUUGAUGCCUUGUUAGCACCAGGAACGCAAGAAAUACACAAGUUAGAAGUGAAUUGUCAACAGAAGCAUAUUAUAUUUGUUUGCUUAUCGUGGAAGUUACAUUAGUUACUGAUUGAUGACAUUGGUACACAGUACUGGUUUAUUCAAUAAAUAUUAAUCAAUGAAAAUAGAUCCCAUUGGGGAAAAAUAUUUAUUUCAUCUUUACUUUUUUUCCAUUUCUCUUCCUGUGUUUAUUUCCUAAUGAGUGUAGCAAGUGAGAAUAGUAGCUCUGGGCAUGAUCUAUUUUAUGGAGAGAGUUCCCGGAGCAUGGUCAGCCAGCGACCCCCGAGAGGGCUGUUUAAAGCCAAAGGGAAAGAACAAGGUUAGGAGGGAGGGCGAUGCGAGCGGGAAAGAAAGAGCAGGCCUAGGGGCCGCCGCCGCCUGAAGACGCACGGGGGGUUGGCUCAAGAGGCUCAGCGGCUGGAUACUAUGACUUUGAAUAGGAAAAAAAAAGGUGGAAAGAUGAACACUGAAGUCUGUACUGUUAAUUCUGUAAAAGGAGAAGUUGGUCAGCCGCAUAGGCCGAACACAGUUCAUCAUGUCUAUUCUUAAUGACACCUGUCAGCAUUUGGCAGCAUCAGGAAACCGUAGUAGCACCACUGUCUUCCCAAUAGGAUUUAUGAGCUUAAUAAAGUGCACCCAGGAACUCCAGGACGUGGGGUGGCAGUGGUGAUGAGCAAGUGGAGCAGAUGAGACAGAAUAAACACGUUUACCCCCUUCCCCAGAUCUCUUUUUCUUUCUCCUCAUUUUCUUCCUUUUCCAUCUCCCUAAGUAUUCAGUGGUAGUGAGAAGAGUUGAUAGAAAGCCUUUCCAAGGACUUGUCAGAGAAAUAUUCCCAUAUCCCCCCAACCCAAAGACAGAUUUUUAAUGAUAAAAGAAAGAAAAUCGAAGACUAAAAUAAUUCGUCAUUUAAUUUAAUGUAUCUAGGCAUUUAAAAUGCAGGUCAAAUUCCAAAGACCUUUCUAUCUGACCAAUUUCUGUGUUUCACUAUAAUUACAUUUGCUAAAGAACAUCCUUAGGAAUCAUUAUCUAUCUGCCUGAGGCCCACCUAAGAAACUGGAAAGAGAUCAGCAAAGCAAUAAAAUAAGCUGCAUGUAACAGUCCAUUUGCUUGCAUUUUCCCUGCCUUCCCUUGCAGAUUCCCUGGAUUUCUCGAGGGUGUUUCCAAAGCAGUGGGAUCUUAAAAAGAAAGAAGGAGGGAGGGAGGCAGGGAAGGAGGAGGUGGGAGAGUUGGAAAACGAGAAAUGAAGGAACAUACUUCCUGGAGUAAGAAUUACGUAUUGCAUUGCUUAAGAAUUAGAAGGGUGGCCAGUUCCUAAAUGUUUUCCUUUGUGCCAAGAAACAGGUAUUUGCAUUAUUUUAUUUUUUACCACAGCACUUUUCUCCCCAUUUUGAACAGAAAAAUUGAACAAUACCAGCUGCACUGCUUUGAAAAUGUUCCUCCGGGAGACAGUACAGGGCUGGCCUGACCCACAGGCCGUCGGGUCUGUUGCCUGAGUGCCCCUCUUCUGUUUGCUGCGUCCUGACGCCCUGGUGCGUGCUGAGGGCUUGCGUUCCCAUGUUCCCCCACCUCUGCUGAAUGUACCAGAAAACACUUUAUUUUUAAGUGAAAACAAGUUGUAAAUUUAAAAUCUGGUAAGCGAGUUCUUACCAAAUGUUAAUGAAUACUAAUAAUCACUCCUGCCAGCUAGCUCAGAAGCCCAGAAAGCUCUUACAGCAAAAAUACUGUGAUUAGCUAGUUUACUGAGAGCUUUCUGUGCACCAGGACUACCACCACAUUCUUCAAAGAUGUUCUUUCAACCCUAAAAAAAAAAAUCCUAUGUGAUCCAUUUUUAUUACUCCUAUUUUACAGAUGAGAAAAUGGAUGCCUAGUAAAUUUAAGAAAUGUGCCCAAUGUAAAUCAGGGCAUAGAAUUUAAAGACAAGCCUAUUUUAACUCUAAAAUCUAUGCUCUUGAAUAAUAUGUUUUCUCUUGGGUAUUUUCUGGAAGAUCUUUGUAGUCAGUUACUAGAUGAAAAAGCCUGUUCCACACGUUGGUGUGGAACUACAUACAUCUUUUCCUCAGUGGGACCAAUGCUUCACAUCAGGUGAACCGUUACCAAGAAUUGCCUCACCAGUGUUUGAGGAUGUCAACCAGCCCUUCCCACUUGCCCUCUGCUUUGCCACCUCAUGAUUGUCUAGUAUUUCAAAGCAAGUAGGAGAAUGGAGACUGAUUUGUGGAUGACCGUUAUUUUUACAGAACAUAACACAUUUAUCAAUUGUAAUAAAAUCAUUUAUGUUUGACCAAGUAUUUACCAAGAACACACUCUCGGUCAGGCAUGUAUCAGAGGAAAAAACUAACAAAUGCAAAGUUUGGUUCAACAGUGCUUUUCUUCAACGACUGGAUGGCUGAGUAAAAUUAUGCAUAUAGAGUCCCCCCAGAUACCCUAGUAAUACAUGACUUUAAUCUGACCUUUUAAAUUAUUAUCCAUUUGCCACACCAAGAACUUCAGAGAUAAAAGCAGAGAAAUAAUUUACAUUUUAAUGUUUAAAGGCUAACUGGUGUCAAUUUUGUCUUAUAUUUUCCUUACCAUUUUCCUAAUGCCUUACUUUAUGCUCAGAAAAAGUAUCUGAAUGCAUGACUUUCUCUUCCUUUUAAAAAUUAUUUCCUUUAUUUUUCACUCUAUCUUUAAAAUUUUAGUACUCUGAAAUAUUGCAUUCAGUAAUUGACUUGAGAUGGUGCUUUAAAUGAACUAAUGAACUUCCUGGUUCUGAUCAAGCAUGUGCACUGUAUUUCAUUGUGGUUCUUACACAUGAAAAAUGUGAUAUGUUCUUUCUGAGUUGCCAAAAUGUGUUCUUUAUUAUUUGCCUAUUUUCCGUUAUUUGGGAUGAUAUGUUUUUGUUCCU
Molecule: messenger RNA, 8124 nt
Organism: Manis javanica (Malayan pangolin)
Lineage: Eukaryota; Metazoa; Chordata; Mammalia; Pholidota; Manidae
Gene: CNTN1
Product: contactin 1
Biological process (GO): brain development; axon guidance; cell-cell adhesion
Cellular component (GO): axon; plasma membrane
Molecular function (GO): cell-cell adhesion mediator activity
Source: RefSeq, a predicted model, not a curated record